AUGAAACCGGAGGCUUCGACUGAUUUGCCACCGGAAAUCCUGGAAAAACUUCGUAACCUCGAAUUAGAGCUUGAAGAGGGCGAUAUUACACCAAAAGGCUUCGAAAAGAAAAAGGCAACCUUACUGGAGCAAUGUAAAGCACCAUCUACCGCAGAAGAAGAGGAAGAAAUCGACUAUGGUCCAGAGCCGAGUGCAGCCGAUGUCGUCGAUUUCUUAGACUAUUUGCCAUCACCUACUCAUUCACCUCCACGACCUGCCAGUGGUGCUUCUUAUAUGGAAAGGAAUCAUCAACAAGGCGGAAUGGCUACAGCAUCUCCUGACCCAUCCAUUUACAAUCAUCCUUCAUCUGCCGCCCCUCGACCGCAAUUCACCUAUCGUCCAUAUCCUUUACAGCAACCCCAAACACAUCCUCAGCACCUACCUUUGCAACACCAACGUCAGCAACAGUAUGAUGGCGCGUAUGGUUGGCAUGGCGCUCCUCCAGUAUCUGAUAAUUAUUAUCCUGCAACGAUGGCAUCUCAACGGCCUAACCGCCCAUAUAUGGCUCCACGGGGUGUUUUACAGGGGCAACCAAUCCAAUCAUCAUCAGGUGCUCGAUACCCGUAUCCUCCUAAUUAUCCAGCCCGACCUACUAUACCUAUUCAGACGCCAACCACAGCACCCUACAGAGCGCCAUAUCCAACGAGGCCAGUCUAUGGAGGUAAUCCAGCUUUGCAACACACUGAAAUGCAUAGACCGGUAUAUAGACCCGUAUCUCAGCAUCAGCAUAUACCGAUGAGGCCACCACCUAACUAUCAUCCAGCUGGUGCUCAGGUGACGCCUGGUCAUUCUGCGCCAGGUCAGCACAUACGAACAUCUUCCUUGGAUGCCCGAGCAGAUGUGCAUUAUGUGAAUCGUGGUCCCAGUUUCAGAUAUGCAAAUGAGCGUAUGUCCAACGAAAAUAUGAUUCAUCGGCAACAACAUGAAUAA
Radiomyces spectabilis is the source of this 969-nucleotide messenger RNA. RefSeq lists its product as uncharacterized. The transcript has a single exon. Bases 1 to 969 code for a protein of 322 amino acids. The record is from RefSeq and is a predicted model, not a curated record. NCBI's taxonomy places the organism in Eukaryota, Fungi, Mucoromycota, Mucoromycetes, Mucorales, Radiomycetaceae.